AUGGCUGCGUGGGGAUGGUGGAUUACUUUACAACAUACAUUUACAAUUCGGACCUUAUCAACUGCAUCACGGGAGAGCCAGACGCUCAGCCUCCCCGACGGUCGCACUCUUGGCUUCGCCGAGUAUGGCUCGUCAACCGGCACACCCGUCUUUUUCUUUCACGGCCUCCCCGGCUCGCGCCUUGAAGGCGGAGACUGGGACAGCGCGGCCCAGAAGCUAAACGCUCGCAUCAUCGCCCCGGACCGCCCUGGCAUGGGCCUCUCCUCUUUCCAGCCGCGUCGGAGACUCCUGGACUGGCCCGCGGACGUGCACCAGCUGGCUCACCAUCUCGGGCUGAAGCGGUAUCAUGUCAUGGGCGGAUCGGGCGGAGGGCCGUACGCGCUUGCAUGCGCAAAAGUGCUGCCGCGAGAAACGCUCCGUGCUAUAGGCGUCGUGGCAGGUCUCGGCCCCCGGGAGGCCGGAUACGCAGGCAUAUCUCUCUCGAGGAGGCUUGCGUGGAACUUCCUGGCGCGGGUGCCUGGGAUUGCUCGUCUGGAAGCUAACUGGAAGUUGGUGCCUGCUGCGCAGAAUCCAGACCGUGAGGUUUUCGCGAAACUCGGAUGGGACGAUUUCGUGCUGAAGCUCAAAGCAAAAGAUCGAGCUGUGUUUGAGGAUAAGGAAGUACGCGAACUUUCCGUCGAAAUCCUUAGGGAAGCGUUCAAGCCCGGUUCGGAAGGCUACGCUAUGGAGGCGAAGUUGCUCGCCAAGCCGUGGGGUUACGACUUGCGAGAUGUGGUUUCCAACAGGGUGUUAUUGUGGUAUGGCACGGAGGACGAGCAUACGCCGCUCCAAAUGGGAAGGUACAUGGCGGAACGCUUACCAAACGCGGUACUAAAGGAAUAUCCUGGCGACACCCACUUCACCAUUUUCUUUAGACAUGCGGAGGAGAUACUGCGGGAUCUAAUUGAUGGUGACUGA
Messenger RNA from Coniosporium apollinis CBS 100218, 957 nucleotides. RefSeq lists its product as uncharacterized. The coding region runs from base 1 to 957 and encodes 318 amino acids. NCBI's taxonomy places the organism in Eukaryota, Fungi, Ascomycota, Dothideomycetes. The transcript has 2 exons. The record is from RefSeq and is a predicted model, not a curated record.